UGUACCUGAUUUCUUUUGGAAAUCUGACUUCUUGGCGCGCUACGAUCUCAUCUGGAUUUUAGAUAUGGAGCUACCCACUCUUCCUCCAGACGCUCUUGGUGAUUUUAACGAGCGCUACUCCUUCUCCAUAACUCCUUUCAAUGUUACGUUCUCUGAGGAUCUGCUGCGCGUGCCAUCAAAGAGCAACGAGACCGACGAGGCUGCAACAAGGAACACUACAAGUCUCAUCAUCGCAGUUUGUAUCACGGCUCUCUACUCUCUCAUCUGUGUGGUGGGACUUCUGGGAAACCUGCUUGUAAUGUACGGGGUGGUUAGGUACACCAAAAUGAAGACCGCCACGAACAUCUACAUCUUCAACCUGGCUCUCGCCGACGCUCUCGCCACCAGCACCCUCCCGUUCCAGAGCGCCAAGUACCUGAUGAGCACAUGGCCCUUUGGGGAGGCGCUGUGUAAAGUGGUCAUCGCCAUCGACUACUACAACAUGUUCACCAGCAUCUUCACGCUCACCAUGAUGAGUGUGGACCGCUACAUCGCUGUCUGUCAUCCGGUGAGAGCCCUGGACUUCCGCACGCCCGCCAAAGCCAAGCUUAUCAACGUCUGCAUCUGGAUCCUCUCCUCUGCUGUUGGAGUCCCUGUGAUGAUCAUGGCUGUUACCAAGGUGACAGAAAAAGGAACCACUGCCUGCAUGCUCAGAUUCCCCAAACCUGAGCGGUACUGGGACACAGUGAUGAAAAUCUGCGUGUUCAUCUUCGCCUUCGUGGUUCCUGUCCUGGUCAUCACCAUCUGCUACGGUCUGAUGAUCCUGCGGCUCAAGAGCGUUCGUCUGCUCUCGGGCUCCAAAGAGAAGGACAGGAACCUGCGCCGGAUCACCCGCAUGGUCCUGGUGGUCGUGGCAGCCUUCAUCAUCUGCUGGACCCCCAUCCACAUCUUCAUCAUCGUGAAGACAAUGGUGGAAAUUGACCACAAGAACCUCCUAGUGAUGGCCAGCUGGCAUCUGUGCAUCGCGCUGGGCUACACCAACAGCAGUCUCAACCCCGUGCUGUACGCCUUCUUGGAUGAGAACUUCAAAAGGUGCUUCAGGGAUUUCUGCCUGCCCUAUCGCUCCCGUCUGGAACAGAACAGCUUCUCCAGAGCACGCAAUAGCACAAGGGAGCCUGUGUCUGUUUGUGCUCGUGCGAUGACAGAGAGACCGCCGGCCUGACUAGGCAUGGGUCAGUGGAGGGGGGGGGCAGUUCAGGAUGACCUCCAGACUGAGGUCACACAGUUUUCCACCACAGGAGUCUGAGUCUGCAGAUGCAGGCUUUUGACCUACCAUGUAUGUACAUUACCAACUGUGUCAAUAUCCCAAUAGUUUUGUGACACAGAAUUCUUUCAGGAUUGUCUUUUCAGGAUGAUCACAAACAUGCCUGUGUGUGCCUGUGUAUAAGGAAAGGGAUUCAAAUGUACAUAUCUUCUUGAACUGUGUAUAAAGCAAAAUAACAAUGCAACCAUGUAAGCAAAGACAUACAGUGCAGCCAGAACGUAUUGGCAUAGAGAUGUGUUUUUCAUUGCUUUGGUUCUACUUCUGCACAAUAAAACAAGUGCUUAUUGUAAGGGGUUUGUAGGUCUUCACAUCCAUAUUAGGUGAACAAUGUAGGGCUCAUAGCCCUGUGUAUACAAAGUCCCACAAUGACCAGAUUAUCAGCAAGGACACUGAUCCUAAACACAAAGUCAAGGCCACCAAGGACUCUUUUUAUGGCCAAACAGUGGCCGAUGUUUGAUUGGCCGAGUCAGUCACCUGACCUCAAUCUAACAUAAUCAUAGACUUCACUUGAUGAAGACCAGGCUGACUCCAAAAAUCCCCUGUAGCAGUGAGAAGUGAUGGUGGCUGCAGCACAGACUUGGCAGAGUGUCAACAAGGAAGAUACUGCUGGGCUGCAAUUUUGGCCACUUGUGGGCUGCAAACACAACACUGACAUAUUAUAACAUUUCAACUUGAAAUAACAAACUGUUUCGGCCUGCAAUGACUCCUGACAUAAAUAGCUGGCUCUUCAGCUAGUAAAUGCUCCACUGUGUUCACCAACUGUUUCUGUCUACUGUUUGGUACUGAGCAGGUACAGUUCAGUGGGUUUUUAAAACAGCAGUGGGUGAACAGGGACAACACUCUUUGAGCAGUGAGAGUGAACCAAAACAUUAAAGUUGCAGGCCCUAAAACCAAAACAAUUAGCUUAAAGACACUAUAAUGCUUCUUACAGCUGAGGGGAACUGCAGAGUGGAGUAAUUAUUGUCUGUGGAUUUGUCACUAUGAGCGACUCCUGUUACAUUACACAUAGUCAUUUGACCCAUUGUUAAUAUAAAAAUAUUUCAUAUAGCAACUUUAAAAGCUGGAUUUGCUUUAAGUCAGGAAUUUAAUUUCACAUCCAGUGUGCUGAGCCAACUCAAUGGAAAAUGUUCCUCUGUCUUAAUACUUUCUGAAUGCACUAUAUAUCUAGACUGGUAAUAGUAUUGUAUUGUAUUGUCACUCAACCAUAUUGGGAAGGUAAUGAGAAUCCAAAAAUGUGAAUGAAAGACAAAGGGCACAAAUAAUUAAAAAUAAUUUCAAAGGAAGUGAAAUUCUAUAUGACUAUGGCAACAUCCAUCACAUUUGUCAUGGGAGAUGCUCAUGAAAAACAUCAAAUAACAUGAAAAUAAGGCCUUCAUGAUUAAGCCGAGAUGACUGGCGCUUCCAGGAUAUCACCGUUCAGCUGACUCAUUGUUUCCACUCCUCUAGCAGUUAGGCUGCUCUGUUCUUUUGCACAACUAAAACAUUCAGCUGACAGUAGACUGAGGAGCUGAAGGGGAAAGCGGGGCCACUGUUUCAACUCAGAGUUGUGACUGAAUGACUUCAAACUGGCAUGGAGGCAAGUCUGAAUGGGAUCAAAAGCAUUAGCAAGUAACAAGAAGCUUCCUACGCAUAUUACAGCUAAUGGACUCUUUUCCAUUGAUGAUCAUCGGACACUUUCAGGAGGAGAUUAAAGUGAGGAAGACAUGUUUUGCACAUUUUGGGAGUGCAGUCAAAUUGAUGCCUCUCAUCUUGCCACUGCAGCAAUGCAGUUUUGCUUAAAAAGGCACCUACAGUAUAUAUAUCAAGUGUAAAGAGAAUAUUGUUCUGUAACAGCAAAUUAAGUGACAAUGUGGUGUACUUUGUUUCAAUGUGCUGUCAAGCUGUUGUAACAUUAAGCUUCACUUGUAACCAGUUAGUGAAAAUAAACUAUGUAUUUACACUAAGUGCUAUAAAUGUUAGGUGAAGCAUUUUAAAUCUUAAAAAAAAAAAAGAUUGUUCCGGUCUCCUGUCUGGACUAUCUCUAACGUUUUUUUAAAACGUUUUAAAAAAAAAAUCUCCAUCACUGUAAGAAUUUGCAAAUGUUUUCUGCAGUGUGGGCAAAACUAUGUUUAACUGAAUGGAAAUAUCUACCGUAAUGCCUUAUUCAGCAUUAUGUUUGAUUCUUUUUUGUAAAUAGUAAAUUGUUUUGUAGAGUAAGGUUCUGAAUCUUUAAAUGUUUUUGUUUGUUGUGUUUCAGCAGAUCCAGUAUAUAAAGUACUUUACUGUAUAGAACUGCUUUUGAAAACAUGAGGUCUUAUGGAAUAAGUUGUAUCUUUCAAGUGCUUUUAAUUGAAAUAUUGUUGUAAAUAACUUUCAGUUUUAAUCCAAUAUUUAGAUUUCUGUGCUUGUUAUUACAGCUGUUGUUCACAUUUAUACUCUUUGUAAAAGCCAGUGAGGCCUCAUGGAGUUAGACAUGUAAUUUGUUGGUACAAUCAAAAAUGAAUUAUUGAUUAGGGGGAAUGUUGAUGACCCCAUCAACCAAGGGCCUCUGACCUAGAAGCCUGAGCUGGUGGUCAGAGGCCACCGGUCACAGGUACAAAUCAGACAUGUUUAAAGUGUGUGUGUAAAUGUAAGUGACUAAAUGAAAGCACAAUAUGAAAUAAGUCAGGGGUUAUACUGGGGCUUCUGGCCACCAGAUGCCCUGGAGAAUUAGCUCAUUUUACAGUGUAUCACUCGUAAUGUAAAUAAAUAAAUAAAUAAUAAUAAAUAAUGUAAAUCAG
Molecule: messenger RNA, 4062 nt
Organism: Micropterus dolomieu (smallmouth bass)
Lineage: Eukaryota; Metazoa; Chordata; Actinopteri; Centrarchiformes; Centrarchidae
Gene: oprd1b
Product: opioid receptor, delta 1b
Exons: 3
Coding region: 65-1201 (378 amino acids)
Biological process (GO): neuropeptide signaling pathway; G protein-coupled opioid receptor signaling pathway
Cellular component (GO): neuron projection; membrane
Molecular function (GO): G protein-coupled enkephalin receptor activity; neuropeptide binding
Source: RefSeq, a predicted model, not a curated record